Molecule: messenger RNA, 3385 nt
Organism: Haliotis rufescens (red abalone)
Lineage: Eukaryota; Metazoa; Mollusca; Gastropoda; Lepetellida; Haliotidae
Exons: 5
Coding region: 329-898 (189 amino acids)
Source: RefSeq, a predicted model, not a curated record
CACUACAAUAAGGGAUAGAGCUGCCGGUGUCGGGUGCAUGCUUAUAGGAAACGAACCGUCAAGGCACCUGUCCAUUUUCAAGUUAGGCAACAUAUACUCGUCGCAAGACUGAUUUGAUCCAAUAGCCUCGUCCACAGGGACUGUGUUGGGCAGAAAGGGUUAAUGGUAGGCAAGAAAACAUUGAACGCGCGACUGAGAGACAGGUCGGUCUUUGUCGACAUAGGACGUGAAGCUAUCUCCAUACACCAGUCGGAAAACAUAAAACCGCUACGUAUUGCUGCUGGUAGGAACUGCUCUUGCCCAAAACACAACUACAGAGAGUGCAACAAUGGCCAACGUACCCACCACAACCUUAGGAGAGCUGACCACGACCGAAAAGACAUAUGGCAGCGAGUUGGAACGGUUCUUUGCUGAUGAUCACAACAAGGCUAUGUACCUUGUCCUCCCCUGCAUUGUGCUGGUGUAUGGUGGUUGUGGUGUCAUCUACUGCUGUAGCCGCAUAAGACGCUAUUUCCAGAGAGAGAAACGGCGUAAGCGACGGGAAAUGUUGGCAGUUCAGAAUGGAGGCUACGAUGACCAAGAUGUAUCUCCCCCUCAGAAUCAGCCCUUCACUAGUGCUGCUCCUCCAAACCCAGCUGCUCCAAAACCAACUGCUCCCUAUUACAACCAAGGACAGCAAUGGAAGGCCGAAGACUGCUUGGCGCUGGAGGUAUCGGAGAUAGACAAUCAGCUCAAGCAAGCAUUCGCUAUGAUUGAUGACGUCACCAAAGACAUCAAGAACAAACGCACGUUUGAGAACCGAUCGAAACCGGACAUCGCUCGUCAAGCCGGCGAAAACGAUGCAGAGAUCAGAAAAAAAAGAAGGUACAAGUACAAGCAUUUCACCAGUGCUAAUUAGCAACGGCGAAUAGCUGUUUCAAUUUUCGGAAUGAGUCUCUUUAAAAAGAUGCUACAAAGUGGAACUGCUCAUAUGAAUCUGUUAUAAAGAAGCCUUUAAAAUCUACAUUUCUUAUUCUAUGUCACAGCUGUACUGGUAUUAGUUUAUAUGUUAUGUUGUUGUUGACGUUACAGCCAUAGGAACAAUUCAGUUGUGCAUCCUCUAAAACAGUUGUGCAGAGGCUGCAUUACGUGAGAUUUAUAUUUCACAUCCACUAGGUUAGCUUCAGCUUUACCUUGUUUGAUCAUUAAACUGCUGAAAUACGAGGGUUGGUUGAUAAGCUCUAAACCUCAUAUAAAAGGAAUUGCGAAGUAGUUCCAUCUUUUGUUGAAACUUGAGUUCACUGAGUCUAAUAUCGUAAGCAAGCAUCUGGGACCAUUAGAAAAAGGAAAUCCGGAAGAACAUGCCGGAGAGAGCCUUGAAGAAAAGCGCCGUCCUGGUGGGACCCCAGAAAUUACAGGCGAAUGACCGUGCAUCAUAUUGAUAGUUCAGUAUAUGUUUACCAGUAGAGACUACAUCCCAUUGUCACAGAAACUUUGGCAAUGAAGAACGUAUGAGCUCUGCGAUUUGAUUAUAACGCACCAUGCACAACAUGUCUCAUGACAAUCUGAAUGUUUGAUUGUUCCUGGAACGAUUUGUGACUGUGGAUGAAACCUGGGUUCACCACUUCCAGCCUCAUUGUCCAAACAGUGAAAGCUAUUGAUAUCACCACUAUCAAGAAGGCAAAAACUGUCCCAUCAGCAGGCUAAGAAACUUGGGGGGGGGGGAGAAAAGGUAUGCUCUUCCGUCAGGACAAUGCUCCAGUUUUUAAAUCAAUCAUCGUCGUGGCUGCAAAUCCACGAAUUUGGCUUUGAACUUCUUCUGCACCCUGAUCUGACUUGAACUAUGACGUCAUAGCAGCUUCGGAGAACAUAAACAUAGUUGGCAAACGUGUAUCAAUGUGGAAGGGGAUUAUAUUGGGCAGGUCAAGCCGUUCUAUCAAUCAACCCUCGUAGCAGAUUUACUUCAAGUUUGAAUUUUGUUAUUGACAUACACAAUGGCUUUUGUUAUAUUUGAAACAAACCGUCCAAUUCUAAAAAAAACUGUGUUGUUACAAGUACAAGUCACGUGUGUGUUACGUGUACAUGUGUGUUCAUGUCUAGUUUUAUAUCACAGUGAACACCAGUUAUAUAUCUUUAGAUUUGAGUCACUUUCACGUUUCACCAUUCAAUCAUAUUUGUAAUUGUUGACAAGGAAGUUGGAUCUGUCCUGUGCUGCAACAAAAACAUCUAAUCUGAACGUGUACUCUUCAUCUUUAGACGUCUGAUAAAGUCUCGUUCUGAGUUGUUCAAACACGGCAUUCAUUGACAAUGUACUCAUCAAUGUGUCAAUGUGAGAAAUCACGACGGUAACUAUUUUGAUUAUGAAUUAAUCCAUUGUGGCUUACAUUAUAUUAAAUCGGUUCAACUCCUAUACCAGUGACCCAUUCUUAAAAAUUCUGUUUUGUUCAGCCGUAAUAGGCCAAUCUAGAUAGGUAUUCGUAAGUGCCUUAAGCCUGAUAUGUCCUUAAAAUGUGUAAAUAUUGACAAAAUGCUCAACUCAUGUAUUUUAUAGCAGAAAUAUUUUUUUGUCUCGCCUCUCGUUUUCACAUACCCUUUCUAUGCUCCAGCAGUUGACAAUUGUUGAAUAUGUUUUGACAAGAAAUGCCUUUCUUUUCUCCCAAUGUAACAUAUAUUUAUACAUGUUGUUGUUUUACAUGGAGGCGGUAUUUUUAAAUAAUUUACAAACAAAUUCAAAGUGCAUGUUGGUUGGUUGAAUGUUCUAUUUUAUUUGUAUUGGCUAUUGUUUAUUUGUUUGAGACAACAACACCUUAAGAUAUUGUUGACAUGUCAUUAUAUAACUUCCACACCUGUAGCUCCUUCAUUGUAAUUUUCAUGUCGUGUAGUGUACAUUCAGGCGAAUCAAGCAACAGCCUCAUCGUAUCAAACUACCAUGUUUGUUUGGGUACCUUUAGACAACACUUACUGUAGAUAACAAAUAACUUCAUUCGGGCGGUAAUACAACUUUCUUAAGUUGCUUUAGCAUUUUCAGAUAUAAAAUAGUAACAUGAUCCAUUGUGUAGAUUAAUUCUUAUAUGUAGAUAUAUUUGUUUACACCUCAUGCCAUUUAGAACAGUUUCUUAAAAGCAAAUAUUCAUAGGUGAAUUUUAAUGUGAAGCAAUUUACGAAAAGGUGAAAUGAUUACCACCGUAUUUCAAAUUAUACUGCAAAUUGUACAGUAUCGACCGUUGAUUAACCCCGACAGAUUAAUAAAAUCCAGAAUGUGUGUAUUAAAGCAAAAUGUGAUAUUUCCAAUAAACUUGCUGCUGACGAAUGUAAUAUUGCAUAGAUACGUCUGUAUUAUUCCAGGAUAUUGCACCGAUUGUUGUUCUUUUUAAACGUUGCUGUUAAAUACAACUGUAUCCUGAAA